AUGGGCCGGAAGCUCAGUUUAUUCAGGGCCAUCUACCUGGCGUCUGCCAGUUGCAUGGGAUCUUUCGCUUUUGCAUUUGAUACUGGCGUUAUCAGCGGUGUCCUCACUCUCGAAUCGUUCCAGAGGGACUUUCGGUAUACUGAAUCGCAGAAGACAACCGUCAAUUCUAAUGCCGUCUCAAUUCUGCAGGCUGGUGCGUUUUUCGGCUGUUUCCUCACCACGCCAGUUGCAUCGCGCUUUGGCCGUCGAUCAGGCUUGAUCAUCAGUUCUCUGGUCUUCACCGUUGGAACAAUCUUGCAAAUCAUCAACGCGCAUACUCUGGCGACGUUCUACACAGGUAGAGUAAUUGCCGGCGUCGGGAUCGGCGCGGCAACUGUGUUGAUUCCGAUGUACUCCGCUGAGAUGGCCCCGAAAGAGAUCCGCGGGCGACUCGGUGCUUGUUUCCAGUUAUUCUUCGCUUUGGGUGUAAUGAUCGCCUACUGGGUCACCUUCGCCGUUUCAGAGACCCAGCCACCGAAGCCCAAGCAAUGGCAGAUAGCGCUCGGUCUGCAGCUACUGCCAUCCACUCUGUUGCUGAUCGGAAUGGUCACUGUCAAGGAAAGUGCCCGCUGGCUGGCGGUCAAGGGCCGGAACGAAGAAGCGUGGGAGUCUCUGAAAUGGGUUCGAGGUGGAGAGGACACGCCGGAGCUGCAGCAGGAAUUCGAUGAAAUUCUCGCAGGCAUUGCAGAAGAAGCCCGCGUCAAAGAAAACUUUACUUGGCGUGAACUCCUUCUGCCCGCGAAUCGGUACCGAAUCUUCAUUGCCAUUACGAUUCAGCUCUGUGCCCAGUUGUCCGGUAAUACUUCCUUGGCAUACUAUGCGACCCAGAUAUUCUCGGCCGUCGGCGCGGGGAGCUCCGCCAAACUGGUGACUGGCUUCUUUGGCGUGGUCAAGGUCGUAGGUGUCAGCAUCUUCCAAUUGUUUGUCAUUGACAAGAUUGGACGAAGGGUGCCAUUCAUGGCUGGGGCUUUCGCAAUGGGUUCGUUCAUGCUUAUUAUCGCGUGCGUGCUUGCAACUCAUCCCACGAGCUCGGAUGGGGCCGACUCGGGAGCAACGCCGGCCGGUAUUGCAAUGAUCAUUAUGGUGUACGCCGAAGCCUUUAGCUUCAAUAUGUCCUGGGGCGCGCUUCCAUGGCUAUACGUCGGCGAGAUUUUCUCGAGUCGGCUGCGAGAAGUCGGUGUGACCGUUGGAGCGGCGUCGCAAUGGCUGUUUAACUUUAUGAUGUCUCAGGUGACGCCACACGCCAUUAGUAAUAUUGGCUGGCGGAUGUUCUUGAUGUUUGCCAUCUUCAACUAUGCGAUCGUGGUAUACUCGUGGGUAUUCCUUAAAGAGACGCUGAAAGUCUCACUCGAGGAGAUGCAAGGUAUCUUCGGAGCAGGCACUGAGCCAGAUGGAAAACCUACAGUGGAAGCACAUGAAAGCCUCACAAAAUAG
Messenger RNA from Aspergillus nidulans FGSC A4, 1473 nucleotides. RefSeq names its product putative MFS sugar transporter. The record is from RefSeq and is a predicted model, not a curated record. Gene Ontology annotation, biological process: transmembrane transport; proton transmembrane transport; carbohydrate transmembrane transport. Bases 1 to 1473 code for a protein of 490 amino acids. The transcript is spliced from 3 exons. Gene Ontology annotation, cellular component: membrane. Gene Ontology annotation, molecular function: transmembrane transporter activity. Lineage: Eukaryota; Fungi; Ascomycota; Eurotiomycetes; Eurotiales; Aspergillaceae.